ACUAGUCUCACCACUGAUAGCUGAGGGGGGACAGACCGGUUUACCUGGAACAGCUGAGAGAAAUACAAAAGUGAAAGAAAAAUGAGAAUGCUCGGGGAAGUAUUUAAUCUUUUCGUCUGUUUAAUAUUAUCAAGAUACAGUGCUGUAACUUCUGUCACCUUUGUUGAGAAUGGGAAGAAUUUGACUUUAAAUCCAAAUAUACAUGGAAAGCCUGAAGAGAUUUUGUGGACAUUCAAUGGAAACAAGGUGGCUGAACAUGAUUUGACUAAAUUUCAAGAUUAUGGACAAUUCAAAGGACGAUCGGGAAUUGAAAUCACUACUGGGCAGCUCACUGUUCGUAACAUGACCAGCCAGGACAGUGGUAUUUAUAAGUCUGAAAUACAGAUCGACGGAGAGCAGCAAAAUUCUAAAAAUGAAGUUCAAGUUAUUGAUGCUGUGCAGGAGCCAAUUGUGACCUGUAAACUGAACAUGAUUACGGAAUCAAAAACACUGUUCUGUUCAGCUUCAUCUAAGUUCAAAAUAACCUUUGAAUGGAUUGGAUCCAAUUCUAUACCUCACUCUGGGCAAGAGCUUCAUAUCAGCAAGGAGGAGAAGACUGAUUCAGUCUUUACUUGCACUGUGAAAAAUGAAGUUAGCCAAAAGAACACCAGCUUCACUCUGAAAGACUGCAACACAGAUGAAUCACAAUCAGAUAUGAAUACCAUUCUACCAGUUAUGUGUGUCAUCAUCGGUGCUAUUAUCACGGGGAUCACAGCUGUCGUCAUUUAUUUAAUUCACAAAAAAAUAAACAAAGAUACAAGGAGAUCAGGAGUUAAACUUACAGAUGGGGUACAAGAAAAUUUAAUAGAUGGAAACGUGUGUGAAUUAUCAGAGACAGAAGCACAAAUCUUUAAAGAUGAUGUGAACCAGACCCUCAAAAACAAUGAUGCAGAGAACAAUGAAGAACAGGACAUAAAUGAAGAUGCACAUAAGUCUGAGAAAAAUGAAGGAGAAGAAAGAACAGAUGAUAAUAAAUUUGUGAAUGAUUCUCAACAGAGAAUCAGAGACAAUGACGGUGAGAACAAAGAACAAGAAUUGACUGAUGCUGAAAAUAUGAGCAAGGAAAUGGAAUUAGAUGAAACUUCUGAAGCUCUCAGUGAAAAACCUGAUCUAUCUGAUCAGAGAAGUGAAUCAGGCAAAGACCUUCACAAUUGUGAAGAUGAUGAGCAGGAAAUUAGUGAAGCUCAAGACCUGGACCAGCACAAGACAAUGCUAGCAACAAGUGGCAAGUUAAAUGAGAAGCACUGAGCAGCAGGGACACAGAAAUAGGGAUGUAACAAUUCAGCGCGAGAUGGUUGAAAAUAGAUACAAAUAUGUGACGAUUCAAAUCAGUUGAGAUGUUAAACGAAUCGUGAAAGAUUUGGGGUGGGAGUUUAUAUGAAUGUAUCUGAUGGGAACUGACUGUCUUAAGAAAAGUUUAAAUUAUAUUUUCUUUUCAUCUCGUCUCUGUAAGUUGCAUAUUAAAGUAGUAUUUAGGGGUGGGAAUCUUUAGUCAACUUACGAUCCGAUCCGAUUCUGGGAGUCACAAUCCGAUUCCAGAACGAUUCUUGAUCUACUUUUUCUCCCUUAUUAAUUAAUUAGUUUACCAACUUGAGAAUCGUAAAAUCCUUACAUUUACAUAUCCUUACAUAAAUAAUUAAACAAUAAGCACGGCUGUGUCUGUCACUUUAAUGGUAUG
Molecule: messenger RNA, 1717 nt
Organism: Cyprinus carpio (common carp)
Lineage: Eukaryota; Metazoa; Chordata; Actinopteri; Cypriniformes; Cyprinidae
Source: RefSeq, a predicted model, not a curated record